Molecule: messenger RNA, 1291 nt
Organism: Punica granatum (pomegranate)
Lineage: Eukaryota; Viridiplantae; Streptophyta; Magnoliopsida; Myrtales; Lythraceae
Source: RefSeq, a predicted model, not a curated record
AGGCCAGUAGUCAUGUGCAGAGGACUCUUUUGCAUAUAUAUACAUCCCAAUUUCAUCCCGGAGACAGCAGUACUCAUUCAUUCAAAACACAUAACUAACGAACUUGAGAAACUACGAAAUGGCAUUCCUGAAGCAGCAUCAAGGCAUUUGUCUCGCUCUGCUCUUCAUUGCAGGAGCUUUGGCUCCGCUAGCUGCUUCCCGCAGCUUGCAGAAAGGGCUAUCCAUGCGCGAGAGGCACGAGCAGUGGAUGGCUCAAUAUGGACGAGUCUACAAGGACGCCACUGAGAAGCAGAGGUGUUUCGACAUAUUCAAGGAGAAUGUGGAACACAUCGAGUCCUUUAACAGUGCAAACGAGAAACCUUACAGGCUUGGCGUCAAUCAGUUUGCGGACUUGACCAAUGAGGAGUUCAAGGCAAGGAAUGGGUUUAGGUCUCACGUGUGCUCCACCGAUGGCGCUUCUUUCAAGUAUGAAAACGUCACUGCAGCGCCACCGACUAUGGACUGGAGGAAGAAAGGAGCUGUUACACCCGUGAAAGACCAAGGCCAAUGCGGAUGUUGCUGGGCUUUCUCAGCCGUUGCUGCAGUGGAAGGAAUCACGGAAAUCUCAACCGGUAAGUUGGUCUCACUAUCUGAGCAAGAAUUGGUCGACUGUGACAAGGGCGGGGAGGAUCAGGGCUGCGAGGGUGGAUGGAUGGAUAGUGCCUUCCAAUUUGUCGAGAAACACGGGCUUACCACUGAGGCUAAGUACCCAUAUGAGGGCACAGACGGUACAUGCAACAUCAAAGCGGAAUCAAACCAAGCAACUAAGAUUACAGGCUUCGAGGACGUGCCCGCCAACAAUGAGGCGGCACUGCUGAAGGCAGCGGCCAAUCAGCCAGUCUCAGUGGCAAUAGAUGCAGGAGGGUUCGAGUUCCAGUUCUACUCAAGUGGUGUCUUUACCGGAUCUUGCGGGACGGAGCUAGACCACGGUGUUACUGCUGUGGGCUAUGGGGCGAGUGAUGACGGGAUGAAGUACUGGCUUGUCAAGAACUCGUGGGGAGCACAGUGGGGAGAAGAAGGAUACAUAAGGAUGCAAAGGGAUGUCGAUGCCAAGGAAGGUCUCUGCGGCAUUGCAAUGAAGGCUUCCUACCCAACCGCUUAAGUUCCAAAUCUUAGAGCUUAAUGUUGCUCAUAUAUUGUACAGAUAAUAUGGCACGUUCUCGUUGCCUGUAAUAUCAAAUCGUACACAAUGUAUCCUCAUGAAGAUCACAACUUAUAGCACGAUACUGCUAAUUAGCAUGUUCUGAGUGCA